AUGACGGACACAUUGCCAGUAAGUAGAAGUUUUAAUCCGAGAAAAAAUUGUCCCUUUUUAUCUAGUAAAUUUAAACGCAGAUGCCCUAUGCACUAUUUUUACCUACCGGUGGAGUGCCAGCUGGGAAAAAACUGCGAUGACGGACUAUGCCCACUAUCACAUACCAAACUGGAAGUAAUUUUCCACCCCAUACUACAUAAAACGAAGAGAUGUAGCAUGGCAGUGAUGAACGUAUGUAAUUUCGCCCACAGGUGUGCCUUCUUCCACAACACCAACGACAGAAUCUCCUCACACCUUUCAUGGCUAGUGUGGCAAAAGAAAUGGAACCUAUGGGAGACAUCUCCAGAAGUACUUUCCGUAAACUUUAAUCUGGACAUGGAGGUGGCAGGAAAACUGUCAAUAGAGUCGCAGGUUAUGCUCGAAAGUUUAAACAAAGACAAACCAUUACUGACCUAUUUGAACAAGGAAAAGUCCUUUCCUGCCAGUUUGAACAACACAUUAGGCAGCAGGUUGAGUAAGAGCGAAAAUGAAUUGGGGUGUGUUGGGGAAAAAAGUGACUCGAUGCUGGAUCUGGAAAGACAGCUCGGCGCAAUGUUAGACAUGUGUAACACGCCAGAAACCUCAGCAAGCACACUCACGCCGGAAAUGCGAACUUACAUAAAACAGUACCCCAAGGAAAAGGAAGUUUAUACACCGAUUAAUAAACUCUGCAACAUAUCAUCACUGUACAAAUAA
Molecule: messenger RNA, 735 nt
Organism: Theileria orientalis strain Shintoku
Lineage: Eukaryota; Apicomplexa; Aconoidasida; Piroplasmida; Theileriidae
Exons: 2
Coding region: 1-735 (244 amino acids)
Molecular function (GO): metal ion binding
Source: RefSeq, a predicted model, not a curated record